Messenger RNA from Panicum virgatum (switchgrass), 894 nucleotides. RefSeq lists its product as uncharacterized. The coding region runs from base 6 to 617 and encodes 203 amino acids. The record is from RefSeq and is a predicted model, not a curated record. The transcript has 6 exons. Lineage: Eukaryota; Viridiplantae; Streptophyta; Magnoliopsida; Poales; Poaceae.
AUCCCAUGGCCGGGCUGAUGAGUUCUUCUGUUACUUCCGGAGGCUUGGCACCUCACACCUCUAAGGUUUCUCCUCGCCGCCUCGGGAAUCCAGCGAUCUCCUCCGCUUCGUGCCAUCACCGCCGAGGCCUUAUCGGCUUGACGAUGAAUUCUUCAGGCAUGAACAAUGCCUUCCCGUUCAAAGGAACGACUACACGAAUUGCAGCAGUUGGACCUGGCCCAGCAAAUCCGUCAGGAGGAAAUCUCCCAAUACCCAACAUGCCUCCAUGGGCCAAGUGGGUGGUUGGUGCUGUCAUAGUUGCGAUACCAAUUUACAGAAGGUUCAGAACAGUGGAAGAUAAGAUAGAGAAGACGGUGGAGGCGGUCGAGGUGGUCGACACGGUGGCGGAGGCGACGGAGAAGGUCGCCGGCGAGGUCGCGGACGCGUUCCCCGGCAACGAAAACCUCAAGGAGGCGGCCUCGAGGAUUAAGAGGGUCACGGAUGCGAUCGAGGAAGAUGCCGAGAAAGCCGAGGCCCUGAUCCACAAGGUUGAUGAGAUAAAGAAAGAGGUGGACUCAAUAGUCGGUCCUAUAAUCGACAAGGUCGUCAAGGAGGAGGAGGCGGAGAGAAAUAAAUAAGUCGGCAUGAAAAUAAAGAAGCGCACACACUUUUCCUUGUUUAUUUUGCUUCUUUCGUUUCAAAAAAGAAGCAAAUAUAUACACAUACACUAGUUUGGCGGUAACCAGAAGAACGCUAGGGAGGCAAAAUGACGCGCCCCCACAUGUCAUCGCCCGUCCACUUACCUCAUUCGGGUUUCUACUUUUCUAGCCAUGUGCUUGUACAGUCGCUGACUCUAUCUACGAACCACAAGAAGGCAAAGUUUGGCCACCACUUUAUGAACUUUCUCGACAAGUA